AUGACAUACUUUAAUGGCAGUCAAAGGUACCAAAACUACAUACUGUUUUAUAGUGGAGUCGACAAGAACUUGCGAGCACGAGGAGGAGUAGGGUUACUAGUGAAUAAAAAAUUUGAAAAAGAUAUUAAGGAAGUACAGUAUAUAAGUCAUAGCAUCAUACAGAUAACAGUAGAGCUGGCCAACGAAAGAACACACCUACUAAGUAUAUAUGCACCGGAUGUAAGCAAACCGAAAGAAGAAAGGAAAGCUUUUUUUGAUGCCUUGCAAGCUACGUUAGACAAAAUACCCAGUAAAGACAAAGUGUUUAUUAUGGGCGACUUUAACUCAAGAAUUGGAAACACAGUUAUCCUAGGAAUCAUGCAUAGUUUCAACGAAGAAGCAGUGAAUGAUAACGGAGAUAUAUUGAUAGAUGUAUGCGCCCUCAACGAAUUACGUAUCAACAACACAUAUUUUGAUCAUAAGGAACAACAAAAGUACACCUUCGCUAACACGAGAGGCAAAAAAUCAACUAUUGACUACAUAAUUACAAACAGGAAAGUCCACCCCUCCCAGAUACUUGACGUACGGGUAUUAACAUCGGCAAAUAUCGUCACACAACACGGUUUAGUAUUGUGUAAAUACCGCGUAUCCCACAUAAUAAAGAAAAGAAAAACACAGACUCCGCGAAAAAAUUGUCCAAAACCUUAUAAAAGAAACCGACAACGUAGAAGCCGCCUGGGAGAAACUAAAGAAUAA
Molecule: messenger RNA, 735 nt
Organism: Diorhabda sublineata
Lineage: Eukaryota; Metazoa; Arthropoda; Insecta; Coleoptera; Chrysomelidae
Product: craniofacial development protein 2-like
Exons: 1
Coding region: 1-735 (244 amino acids)
Molecular function (GO): catalytic activity
Source: RefSeq, a predicted model, not a curated record